Molecule: messenger RNA, 1930 nt
Organism: Centropristis striata (black sea bass)
Lineage: Eukaryota; Metazoa; Chordata; Actinopteri; Perciformes; Serranidae
Gene: cep57l1
Product: centrosomal protein 57, like 1
Exons: 11
Coding region: 149-1600 (483 amino acids)
Cellular component (GO): centrosome
Molecular function (GO): gamma-tubulin binding; microtubule binding; identical protein binding
Source: RefSeq, a predicted model, not a curated record
AAUUCAAAAAGUCCGGACUGCCUGGGGACAGGACAACUGAGUCGUUAGAGGAAGUCGGUUUCCUACAUAAAAAAACAACAAUCUAAGAAUAUUAAAUAUAAACAUACACGAUUAGAUUCAAAACGAGAAUCAACGUCAAUGUCACAGAAUGGAAACGUAUCACGAUCAGACUUUAGACUCACCCUCGAAAAACAGUUACAUUGGGAGCUAUUACCAGCCUCCAGACAGGCUGCUACCAAUAGCAAGACAGCUGGAGUUCCCUGCCAUGGACCCACAGAUGACCAGCCGCCACGAGUCUGAAACUAAACCUAAUAUUGAUAGCACAGCUGUUGUUAAUGCACUGAAGACCCUCCAGGAGAAAAUCAGGCGGUUGGAGCUGGAAAGGAAGCAAGCUGAGAAGAGCUUUAGCCAGUUCUCCCAGGAUGCCCAGAGUCAUCAACAGGUCACAGCAGUUUCCACUGUGUCCAGUCAACCAGCAGCCAGACUGCCUGAGAAAGAUAACUCUGGCAAGAAAGAGCUGGACUCAAAGCUGCAGUCUGCAGAGGCUCGGUGUAAGGUUCUUGAGAAGCAGCUGGACUAUAUGAGGAAGAUGGUUGAAAACGCAAAGAAGGAGAGGAAUGUUCUCAUGGAGAAUCAGGCUUCACUGCAGAACCAGCAGCAAAGCAGCUCACACACCCAGUCUCAGCGGGAGAAGCUGGAGAAACUUGAAUCAGAGUGUCUCAAAUUGAGUCGGACCCAAACUCUGGCAGAGACGAAGCUUGCCAUUCUGGAGCAAAAACUACUGAAAGAAGAGCAUGAGCGUAAACUUGUGCAGGAGAAAGCAGAGGAGCUGCAGAAGGAAUUGGACAUCAACUUUCGAUUGUCUAUGCCAGCUACUGAAGAGAUAAAGCCAAAGAAGAAAACAAAAAAGAGCACCAAGAAAACCCCCAGACAGAAUGAGGUGACAUCACCAAGCGGCCUAAGGAACAAAAAAAUGCCUUUUGUUGCAGGAACAUCGACAAGCCCGAGCCAUUCGGUCCACGCCAACGUACAAAGUAUACUUCACAUGAUGAAGCACCAUCAGCCCCAGCUGUGUGAACGAGUGAGUGCUCUGCACAGGUCUGGUUGUGCAGCCAAGAAAAGCCUCCGAAAGGACUUUGCUUCAUCUUCUACCAAGAAUGACCGGGAGACCGAACAAGCACAUCAGUCACUGGGCUCGCUGUCUGACCUGCUCUUGGCUCUGCAGGACGAGCUGGGACAAAUGAGCUUCGAGCAUCAGGAGUUGGUACAGCUGAUAGAUGCAACCCAAGAUCGCGAGCAGAGACAGGAUCUGCAGAGAGAACUGGAGAGGCUGGUUGGGAGGAUGGAGGAGAAGGGAGCUCAGAUCACUAAGCUUCGCAAACACCAGCAGACGGUCCAUAAACUGACCCAGAGCCAGCCUGAGGAACAUGCAGCCAAAAAGCAGAGUGGGAUCAGGCCACCUGCUCCCUCUCCUGUUAAAGCUGCUAAGAAAGGAAAGAACAGUGGGACCACUAACAACAACAACAACCUGCAGCUUCUCAGAGACACCCAGAGGUUCAGAAACAGCCUCAAACAGGACGACGUCUCCUGGGAAACAUGAGGUUCUUGGAAAGGCCUUUCUGUAGCUUUGAUGCUACAGCUGGUCGAACCACAGGAUUCCCCCUUGGGUCCUUGAAGCCUGUUUUCCCCCUCUUUUCAAAUGGGAGAUUUUUUUUAGUAACAAACAAAAAGAGCGGGAGAAGUUUCACACCGGACUUGAUAAUUUGUUAAUCAUUAUUAAGCGAUGGGUUUGACUUAUGCAGGGUCCUUUAUAGAUAGAGUUUAUAUAGUUUAUGAAUCAUGACCUCAACCUGUCUCAUCGCGAAUGAAGCUGGAGUAAUCUAUUUUUAACAUUUUAAAAUUUUAAUAAAGCUUAUUCUCUGGAAAUACA